AUGGGUAAGAAAAACAAAACAAGGAAUGAAAAUGGCGACGGCACCUUAAAACAAUCCCCCUUGACUCUCUUUGUUUCCAACUUACCCUACUCCUUUACAAACCCUCAGCUUGAGGAAACUUUCAAUGAAGUUGGACCUGUUAGGCGUUGCUUCAUGGUAACACAAAAAGGGUCUACUCAACAUCGCGGUUUUGGUUAUGUCCAAUUUGCUGUUGAGGCAGACGCUAACAGUGCCAUUGAGCUGAAGAACGGUUCAUUGGUUGGUGGCCAAAAAAUUGCAGUGAAGCACGCAAUGCCCCGUCCUCCCCGUGAAAAUAGAAGAUUGAAACCAGAUCAAGAGGGCAAGGACAAUGAUCUCACAGAGUCAAAAAAUGAUGAUAAAGACAGUUUAUUACCUGUAGCAGAGAAGCCUGUUCCAGUUCCAAAGGAAGAAGAAGGGACAGUUUUGAAUAAACAAAAAACUCAAGGAAGCCUGUGGAAAUAA
Messenger RNA from Lathyrus sativus (Indian pea), 483 nucleotides. The record is from the annotation of a GenBank genome assembly. NCBI's taxonomy places the organism in Eukaryota, Viridiplantae, Streptophyta, Magnoliopsida, Fabales, Fabaceae.